CUCCUAUCUGUGGUGUGCCGCCGGACUCGAAGAUGAGCAAUAAGCUUGAACCUGUUGAUGCUGGCGAUGAAGAUGAUGGUGACUCUGGGCAGGGUGAGGAGGGCAUCUCAGCGGGCGGAGGGAUAUGACAACCUAAAGGGCAACGAGAACAGGAGAAGCGAAGAGGUGAUGCCAAGGAAAACGGUGAAGAGGAUUGAGGAAGAAGUGGAAGACCAGGAAGAUAGUGGCGGCAGCGGCGACGACAAUGGGGAUGGCCAUGACGAGGAGGGUGUACAUGAGGAAGGUGGCGACAAAGAGAUAGAUGAUGAUGACGACGACACACUCCAGCCCCUAAAGAAGCCGAAGAAGUGAAGAUCUUCGCUCCGAUUAGUUACCAUGUGCUGAAAAUUUAGGAAGAAGGAGAAAAUUAGUUUAUUUUCACCUAAAUUUCCUCCGAUCUCCAAGAGGAUUUGAAUUUCUAAACUAUCCUAAAAUGGCUCCACACGUUCAACAGCACGUGUGUGGGCUUGUAGGAGCUUUAUGAUUUGAGGCAAUUAGGGAGAUUGAAAUUGCCUUUUUCAUCCCGUAUGGAAUCAAACGAUCAAUGAUGCAGCCCUGGUUGCCUUCAACUUCAUUAAUGGUUGCCUUCAACAUCAUGGCAGCUUCAUGUGAA
Messenger RNA from Zea mays, 652 nucleotides. RefSeq names its product protein MAK16 homolog. The transcript has a single exon. The record is from RefSeq and is a predicted model, not a curated record. The coding region runs from base 58 to 351 and encodes 97 amino acids. NCBI's taxonomy places the organism in Eukaryota, Viridiplantae, Streptophyta, Magnoliopsida, Poales, Poaceae.